Molecule: messenger RNA, 1697 nt
Organism: Orycteropus afer afer
Lineage: Eukaryota; Metazoa; Chordata; Mammalia; Tubulidentata; Orycteropodidae
Gene: TMEM183A
Product: transmembrane protein 183A
Biological process (GO): regulation of protein stability
Cellular component (GO): SCF ubiquitin ligase complex
Molecular function (GO): protein binding
Source: RefSeq, a predicted model, not a curated record
CUCCGGUGCGGGAUGGCCGCGGAGCGGAGCGGAGCUGGUCCGCUGCUCCUGGCGCCGGCUCUCAGGCCUAAGACAUGGCCCGGGGUCCUGGCCCGCUAGGUCGGCCUCGCUCCGAUACGGUAGCCAUGCCCAAAAGAGGGAAGCGUCUUAAGUUCCGGGCCCACGACGCCUGCUCCGGUAGAGUGACCGUGGCGGAUUAUGCCAACUCCGAUCCGGCCAUCGUGAAGUCUGGACGGGUCAAGAAAGCCGUCGCCAAUGCUGUUCAGCAGGAAGUAAAAUCUCUUUGUGGCUUGGAAGCCUCCCAGGUUCCUGCAGAGGAAGCUCUUUCUGGGACUGGUGAGCCCUGUGACAUCAUUGACAGCAGUGAUGAGAUGGAUGCCCAAGAGGAGAGCAUUUAUGAGAGAACCAUCUCCAGAAAAAAGAAAAGCAAGAGGCACAAAGAAGACCUGGACAGGGCUGGAGGAGAAGAGUAUCCUAUGGAUAUUUGGCUCUUGCUGGCCUCCUACAUCCGUCCUGAGGACAUUGUGAAUUUUUCCCUGAUUUGUAAGAAUGCCUGGACUGUCACUUGCACUGCAGCCUUUUGGACAAGGUUGUACCGAAGGCACUACACGCUGGAUGCCUCUCUGCCUUUGCGCCUGCGACCAGAGUCAAUGGAGAAGCUGCGCUGUCUCCGGGCGUGUGUGAUCCGAUCUCUGUACCAUAUGUAUGAGCCAUUUGCUGCUCGAAUUUCCAAGAAUCCAGCCAUUCCAGAAAGUACUCCCAGCACACUAAAGAAUUCAAAAUGUUUACUUUUCUGGUGCAGAAAGAUUGUUGGGAAUAGACAGGAACCCAUGUGGGAAUUCAACUUCAAGUUCAAAAAACAGCCCCCUAGGUUAAAGAGCAAGUGUUUGGGAGGCUUGCAGCCACCCAUUCAAUAUGAAGAUGUUCAUACCAACCCAGACCAGGACUGCUGCCUACUGCAAGUCACCACCCUCAAUUUCAUCUUUAUUCCAAUUGUCAUGGGAAUGAUAUUUACCCUGUUUACUAUCAAUGUGAGCACGGACAUGCGGCACCAUCGAGUGAGACUGGUGUUCCAGGAUUCUCCUAUCCACAGUGGUCGGAAACUACGCAGCGAACAGGGUGUGCAAGUCAUCCUUGACCCAGUGCACAGCGUUCGGCUCUUUGAUUGGUGGCACCCUCAGUAUCCGUUCUCCCUGAGAGCGUAGUUAUUAUUUGCCAUCCCUGGGGACUGUCCUGAGCUAGGCCAGUCCAUUCGUAAUCACAUCCUGGUUUGGCAGCUGGGUUGUGCAUCUGGUUAGGAAUGUACAUGAUCUUCGGGUUCCAGGGGCUUCUGUUAGGGGAGGGAGAGGGGUUGAAUGAAGAGGAAACCAACUAUGAUUUAUAAACAUAUUUUCAUGUAAACAUUUGCAUUUGAAAGGAGAAACCUGGCUCUGUUUUCUGUGUUAAAACCCCAUUUGGUGCUAUUGAGUUUGUUUUUCUUUAUUUUAUCCUAUUGAAAAUGGAUGGUCUUGUUCUAGGGAAAAAGUCUUGACUUUCCAAACAAGGAAGUUUCAGCAUUCCCUUAAGGAUCAGGGGAACCAUAGAAGUCUAAAAUUGUUCCUACUGCUGCUUCCAAUUUAGCUGCCCCUCAAAUCUAAGUGAUUCAUCCUAUACCCUUCUCCAGAAAUAAAGUAGAUGAUAGGGUUUUCAGAAUCUUA